Molecule: messenger RNA, 758 nt
Organism: Exophiala viscosa
Lineage: Eukaryota; Fungi; Ascomycota; Eurotiomycetes; Chaetothyriales; Herpotrichiellaceae
Product: Endoribonuclease L-PSP/chorismate mutase-like protein
Exons: 1
Coding region: 101-601 (166 amino acids)
Source: RefSeq, a predicted model, not a curated record
AGUGGGAGGAAUAUGUGGUGCCGUAGGUCAAUGCCCCCCAGAUGGCCUACCCAGUCAGCACCAUGGCGUUUUAUAGGACAAGAACAAGGGACUGCCUAGAAUGACCAUUCACGGCUCUACUGUUCAUUCCCUUGUCCCCUUCAAAGCGAUCCCUUACUUCAAUAAAAGAAGCAACAUGUCCGUCGAGUAUUUCAGACGCCCAGGCCCUGGGGGGCUAGAUUGCGAAGCCACCGGCUUUUCCAACACGGUUGUCCUCCCUGCCAACGCGCGCGUUGUUAUAACAGCAGGCCAAGCAGGUAUCAACAUUGAAACCAACCAGCUCGUCACUUCGAGUCCGGAAGCCCAGAUCGAAGCGGCUUUCGAUUGCCUCGACGCUGCACUCAAGACUGCGGGUGUCUCAAAUGGACUUGCUUCUGCGUACAAGGUCACAAGCUACCUGACCGACCCGAGAUACGAUUCGUUAAUGAUGGAGAUCUGGAGGAGAAGGUGCCCUGGACACAGGCCCAUCUGGGCAUCUGUGGGCAGCCAUGUUCUUGUCCUGCCUGGCAUGAUCAUCGAGUUGCAAGCGGAAGCAGUUUUACCAGCAACUGCCAGGCUCUGAAAGUGGAGUAGUCAUGCCGACAUAGAUGUGGAUUUCCAGGUCUCGGAUCCUCGAUUGGGAGGAGCUAUUCUACGCCUUGUGGCUUUGCCGGGAUAAACAAGAAAUAGCCUUGAAUGUGAUUUGGAACAGCGCAGGCGACUAUAGAAAACGAGAGAAG